This is a messenger RNA of Mercurialis annua (annual mercury), 1264 nucleotides long. Its product is annotated as F-box/kelch-repeat protein At3g23880-like. Bases 100 to 1227 code for a protein of 375 amino acids. The transcript has 2 exons. Gene Ontology annotation, molecular function: protein binding. The record is from RefSeq and is a predicted model, not a curated record. NCBI's taxonomy places the organism in Eukaryota, Viridiplantae, Streptophyta, Magnoliopsida, Malpighiales, Euphorbiaceae.
GAAACGGAGGGAGCUUAUUAAUUAUAACAAUUAAAAAAAAAGAGUAGCGGCGCAACAUCAUCACCUCCCCCACCCCAGCCGUUGCAUCGAUUGAUUAACAUGAUAAUAUUAUGCAAAUUGUUCAAGUGGAAGGAGAAGAAAGAAAAUAGCAGUAUACGGCACGAUUUGCUAGUCGAAAUUCUGUGUAGACUACCCGCCAAGUCAUUAGUUCGAUUUAAAGCAGUGCACAGCGAUUGGUUUUCGUUGAUUUCGGAUCCACAGUUUUGCCAUCGGCAUCUUCAACAUCAAAGGCCCUGUCAGAAGUACGGAACGAUCCAAGUCAGGAACACACACACCUUGCAUCCAUCCCUUUCACUUCGCAUUAUGAGCACUGUUGAUGAUGAUCAUCAACUUGUCGAGAUUCAGAAAGCUUUUGGUAUGGAGGUUUAUGGAAAUUCUCUGUUUCCUAGCCUACUUGGUUCAUGUCAUGGUUUAUUAUUAACAAGUGUUUCAUUCUGGUUGGAGAAUUUUAUAUUGUGGAAUCCAACAAUCAGAGAGUAUCAAAAAAUUCAUAGAAAGAUUUUCGCUGGAUCUAAAUCCAACACAGUAGCUAUGGCUGGACUGGGCUACGAUAGCUUGAACCACAAUUACAAAAUUGUGGCAGCAGUGUCCUAUCGUUGGCAGCAAAAUACUUCAAUUGAAGUUGAUAUUUAUGAUCUGAACAAGUCUUAUUGGAAAACAAAAAAUUGCCAUUUCCCCUACGAGUCCAAAUCACUUAUCACACCAGCUAUUACUCUAGCGAAUGGAGUCCCACAUUGGCAUGUUAAAAGGAAAAACAAUGACCAAAGUGUGAUUUUAUCUUUCGAUUUGGUAGACGAGAUAUUCAAAGAGGUUCCUCUUCCUUAUAAUAUACUUGAUUUUAAUUUUAUGUCUGCUGUAGAUGGUUACCUUUGUAUAGGGAUAAGAAAUUCACCUAUGGAUCCAUUACAUGUGUGGAAGAUGAGAGAAUACGGAAUGAAGAAAUCUUGGUAUGUGUUAAAAAUGUCUUUUCCGAAUGAAUUCAAAUGCCGCAGUUACUUGAUGCCGCUUGGAUUUCUCCAUAAGGAUCAAAUUGUAAUGAGUUUAGAUACAGUAGGGAUAGCUAUAUUCAACAUUACUAGACAACACUAUCAGUUUGUUUUACAGACAGAUAAUAAUCGUUGUUAUUCAGUAGUUGCAUAUAGCGAAACUCUUGUGUCUCCUAAUUAAUUCAAAUCUUUGACAAUCGUUUUAUCUUCAACUCUAA